Molecule: messenger RNA, 4703 nt
Organism: Scleropages formosus (Asian bonytongue)
Lineage: Eukaryota; Metazoa; Chordata; Actinopteri; Osteoglossiformes; Osteoglossidae
Gene: trappc9
Product: trafficking protein particle complex subunit 9
Exons: 23
Coding region: 128-3568 (1146 amino acids)
Cellular component (GO): trans-Golgi network
Source: RefSeq, a predicted model, not a curated record
UGCCGGAAGUGGUCGCCGUCGCCCGAGUAGGAGGCACAGCUCGCAGAGCCGUCCGAAGCAGGACAAGACAACAGAAAGACUUCGGAGGAAAAUACAUUAUAUAAAGGGACCCGCUGUGACUCAAUGAAUGAUGAGCGUCCCAGACUACAUGCAGUGUGCGGAGGACCACCAGACUGUCCUGGUGGUGGUGCAGCCCGUGGGCAUGGUGCCGGAGGACCAUUUCUUUCGCAUCUACAAACGCAUCAUUAGCGUCAACCAGGUCAGCAUCCGUGACUCCCAGAGGCUCCUGUAUAUCCGCUACCGGCACCACUAUCCACCGGAGAAUAACGACUGGGGCGACUUUCAGACGCACCGCAAGGUGGUCGGCCUCAUCGCUGUGACGACGUGCAGUUCGGCCAAAGAGUGGCCCCAGACCUUCGACCGCUUCCAUGGGCAGAGGGAGGUAUUCGGGGCCACUCUGUACGACUCGCGCCUGCUGGUGUUUGGCCUGCAGGGUGAGAUCGCAGAGCAGAGCCGCACCGAUGUGGCCUUCUACCCCAGCUUCGACAGGUGCGAGGAUGUUGAAAAGAGGGUGGAGGACUUUGUGGAAUCUAUUUUCAUUGUGCUUGAGUCCAAGAGGCUUGACAGGGCCACCGACAAAUCGGGGGACAAAAUCCCUCUGCUUUGCGUUCCCUUUGAGAAGAAAGACUUCGUUGGGCUGGACACUGAUAGCAGGCACUACAAGAAACGCUGCCAGGGCCGCAUGCGAAAGCAUGUAGGGGACCUGUGUCUGCAGGCGGGCAUGCUGCAGGAUGCGCUGGUCCACUACCACAUGGCUGUGGAGCUGCUACGCUCAGUCAAUGACUUCCUGUGGCUGGGGGCUGCUCUGGAAGGCCUGUGCUCCGCCUCUGUGAUCUACCACUACCCAGGGGGCACAGCGGGCAAGUCCAGCGGGAGAAAGCCCAGCAUCUCCCAGGCCGCUGAUGCAGGCAAGAGGCACCGGCCAGGGGCUCAGGAGGUUCUCAUUGACCCAGGCGCUCUCACCACCAACGGGAUCAGCGCCGACACCAGCAGUGAGAUCGGCCGAACCAAGAACUGCCUAAGUCCGGAAGACAUCAUUGAGAAGUAUAAGGAGGCCAUUUCCUACUAUGGCAAGUACAAAAAUGCGGGUGUUAUUGAGCUGGAAGCUUGUGUGAAGGCCGUGCGAGUUCUGGCUAUUCAGAAACGGGCAAUGGAAGCCUCCGAGUUCCUGCAGAAUGCAGUCUACAUCAACCUGGGCCAGCUUUCAGAGGAGGAGAAGAUCCAGCGCUACAGCAUCCUUUCUGAGCUCUAUGAGCUCAUCGGUUUCCACCGCAAGUCUGCGUUUUUCAAGCGUGUGGCGGCCAUGCAAUGUGUGGCACCCACCAUCUCUGAGCCAGGCUGGAGGGCUUGCUACAAGCUGUUGCUGGAAACGCUACCUGGUUACAGCCUGUCGCUGGACCCCAAGGAUUUCUGCAAAGGCACCCAUCGGGGUUGGGCGGCUGUGCAGAUGCGACUCCUUCACGAAUUGGUGUACGCUUCGCGACGCAUGGGCAACCCCGGCCUGUCAGUGCGACACCUAUCCUUCCUACUGCAGACCAUGCUGGACUUCCUAUCUGACCAAGAAAAAAAGGAAGUCACCCAGAGCUUGGAGAACUACACCUCCAAGUGUCCCGGAGGAAUGGAGAUCAUCACACUGCCAGAUGGACUCAAGCUGCCUCCUGUGCCCUUCACCAAGCUUCCCAUCGUUAAGUCAGUGAAGCUUCUGAACCUGCCAGUAAGCCUGCGGCCCCAUAAAGUAAAGGGUCUCCUUGGACAGAAUGUAACCACCAAAAGCCCCUUCAUUUACUCUCCCAUCAUCAUGCACAGCCGCGGGGAGGAGCGCUGCAAAAAGAUAGAUUUUCAGUGGGUACAGGGUGAUGUGUGUGAAGUCCAGCUGAUGGUGUACAACCCCAUGCCUUUUGAGCUUCGAGUUGAAAACAUGGGCCUUCUGACGUCAGGGGUGGAGUUUGAAUCCCUGCCGGCAGCCCUUUCCCUGCCUGCGGAAUCUGGCUUGUAUCCAGUCACGCUGGUAGGGGUCCCGCGCACAGCAGGGAGCAUCACGGUCAAUGGCUACCACACCUCUGUGUUCGGAGUGACCAGUGAUUGCCUGCUGGACAAUCUACCGGGGCUCAAGACCAGCGGCUGUGCCGUGGAGGUGGUGCCAGCCCUUCCUCGCCUCCAGCUCAGCACCUCCUUGCCUCGGUCUGCUCACAGCCUCAUGCCCCCCUCGGGAGAGGAGCUGUCCAAUAGCGUGUCAGUUCAACUCUUCAACGGGGAAACUCAGCAACUCUUCAUCACACUGGAGAACAUUGGCACCGAACUCCUGGAGACCCUUGAGGUCACCUACAAGAUGGUCAACACUAAAGAGAAGAUCUUUGGAGAGUUUCUGAGCUGGGACCUACAGGGCCCCCUCUCUCAGCUGCCAUUGAAACCAAGCCAGACGGUCACCAUCGCAGUCGACAUCAGAGUCAAGCUGGAUUUCUCAGGCCAGGAGAAUCUGUUGCAGGACCUCAAUGAUGAUGGGAUCAGCAUCACAGGCUUGCCCAUCUCCAGCCCGCUCAGACAAGUGCUCAAACCGCGAGCAGAGAACAAGCCCAUCAGUGCCGAGGCCAACAAGACUGAGUACAACCAUAUCAAGACGCUGGAGGCCAUCUUGCACUUCAAGUACUCCGGGGGCCUGGGACAAAUGCAGGGUUACUACCGCGAGCUGCUGCUCGGUGUGCACGUGGACGUGGAGCCGUCCGUCUUCUUCACCCGCGUCAGCGCCCUCCCGGCCACCAGUACCCGUCAGUGCCACCUGCUGCUGGACGUGUUCAACUCCACAGAACAUGAGCUGACCGUGAGCGCCCGCAACAACCAGGACGUGGUGCUCCAUGCUAGCGAGUGUCAGAGGAUGGCCAUCCAGGUGGACAAGUUGGACGUGGACAGCCUGCCAGAGCCGGACGAGGAGACACUACGCUUUGCCAGCCCUCGACAGCUGGAGGAAGAGCGACAGCAGGUUCAGGGCUACCAGGUCAACAGCAAACUGGGUAUCACCUGGAGCAUCCCAUCUCUGCGGCGGAAGGGAGAGGCCAGCGUGGAGGGCGUUCUCAACCAGCUGGUCCUGGAGCACUUGCAGCUGGCCCCGCUGCAAUGGGAUGUGCUGGUCAACGGAAAGGCCUGCGACUGCGACAUGGUGGCCGACUGCAGGGUUGGAGACACGGUGCCCCUGGAGGUGAAGCUCACCAACCGCAGCAAGAAUGCGGUCGGCCCUUUCGCGCUCACCGUCGUCCUCUUCCAGGACUACCAGAACGGCGUCCACAACUACGACUUGCAGGACGCUGUCACCUUCAUCGGUUCCAACACGUUCCACAUCGACACGGUCAACCCGGCAGAAAACCGUAUCUGUGUCGGCGCUCUGCUUUUCCUUUACACCGGAGACUUCUACUUGAACAUCAAGUUUCAGGAUGACAGCUGCAGUCGCGAGCUCCCCUUGGCUUGGUUCUGCCUACCAAAUGUCCAUAUUAAAGCUCUUGACCCCGGUUAUUAGGCAAACAUCCAUGAGCCUGGAUCCCACAUGCAGUUUUUUCCAGGGACUGAUCUCUCUCACCUGUGGAAGACCCGCCUGGUCCCAGUUGAAAUGCCCCACGCGCAGGUGACCCUGUUUUCACCCUGAGGACUCUGGGUGAACAUGUCAGUAUCACAGAUUCUUAUGUAAAUAGGUUUCUAUCAGCUACUCUACUUAUGUAUGAAGGGUGGUGAUGAAGCUUAACACAACUUUAUAAAUGGUUUAGCUGCAUGCGGUUCAACUUUUUUGACUUGUUAAAUUGCUCAGUUGCGGUAAUUCAGUUCCACACAACGGUCACCAUGUACAGAAUUUAAAAUUAGAUAUCAUCCUGUUUGCACACGCCUUCCUCACUUCUCAGCUUUUUAAGUAGAUCUGUGCCCCACUCUGCAGAACGGAUCCCAGCAGCUCUGGAGACGCCAUCAAGCUGUGUAAUAACUAUUUUUCCACCACAACGUAACUAAAUGCUUAAAUAUUCAGUGACCUUGUAAUCGAGCUUUUAGGUGUUAUACUGUCGGCCUCCGUCUCAAACUUUUCUCUUUCAGCUGUGCACAGCUGGACUAGUGAGAACUGUUGUGUUCAUCACUCUGGAUAUAAAUUGUUUUGUGCGUUUAAAUGCUGGGGAAGGAUGUCCCCGUUUGGCCGCUGUGUCAGAAACAGUCAUCCACAGUGAAGUGGAUCUUUAUUUCAUUUGGAGUGUUCUGCCAAAUGCUUUGAACGCAAGCGCAUAUGGGCUUGUGGGUGUCUCUGCACUUUGUCUAAAGGGAACCGAAGAUAAAAAGUUUGGUGUCAGUUUCAGGAUACAACCCUAGGAUUGGCGAAGUCCCCCUUCGACACGCUAACCCUGGCUCCCCUGACCUCCGGUGUGUCCGAAGCAACCGAACAGGCUGCGGAGAUUCGGUCCCUCUGGCUGAGGGAUGUGACUCACACCAAACUUGUCCCAGAACCCAAGGUGUGUGAGCGUGAACAUCCUAGGCAGCUUGUGAGGCUAAAGCUCAAGUUCUUUGGCUAGGGCAGGAAAAGAUCAUAAUUAUAUCCUGUAAAAGAAAAUUCCAUGUUUGUUUCCCUUUGUUUUGUUACUUCUUAAAAUACCUGCAUUUUUGUAAAUAAUAAAUGUCAC